Messenger RNA from Colletotrichum chrysophilum, 2664 nucleotides. RefSeq lists its product as uncharacterized. The coding region runs from base 1 to 2664 and encodes 887 amino acids. The record is from RefSeq and is a predicted model, not a curated record. The transcript has a single exon. Lineage: Eukaryota; Fungi; Ascomycota; Sordariomycetes; Glomerellales; Glomerellaceae.
AUGAGCGGACCUCCUCCGCCACCGCCUCACGGCGAGAAUCCCAAGACCACCGCCGGCUCUCCCCCGCCUGGCGCUGGCUUGGGGCCUGGCAAUUACGACAUAUUCGUCAUUCCCCAGCGCGAUAAGGGCGGCGGCUUCAUCUACCUCCCGUCCCUUGCGCCCAAUGGCCCCAGCUUCGCAGCCGGCUUUGCCUGCGCCCUGGUCAUGGUCGUCAUGUUCCAGAGCAUGGCCCCCGCCUUUCGCACAUGGUGGGGAACCUACCAGGGCAUGGGCAACAUGGGAAUGUCGCUCCUCGUCAUCGCCGUCGGUGUAGGAGCAUGGGCAUGGGGCAAAUCGCAAGCCCAGCCGUCCGCCUCAAACGGCAACGGCCCCAACGGCGGUUGGCGUGCAGGCCCGGGAGGAUAUGGUUCUUACGCGGGCAGCGGCAACUUCGCCAACGGCUUCCCCGGAACCGGUGCUCCUCCUCCCCCUCCACCUCAUGGCACUCCCCCUCACGGCAGCCAAAAUACCGGUCAUUCGAGCGGUUCCAGCUACGGGUCGGGAAAUGGGGGGCCUAGGUCUUCCUGGCAAGAACGACCACAAGGGCCUCCUCCUCCGCCACCCCGUCAGCCAGAGCCCGAGCCUGAGCCCGAGCCUGAACCCGAACCAGAGCCUCGCAAGCCGGAUCCUCCUCCAAAGGCAAGGCCUGAACCAAAACCCGAACCUAAACCGGAGCCCAAACCAGAGCCCAAACCGGAACCCAAGCCGGAGCCCAAGCCUGAGCCGAAGCCUGAACCCAAGACUUCACCACAGAAACCGCCACAGAAAUCCCAAUGGGAGAAGGCUAGAGAGGAGACGAGAAAGCGCGAGGAAGAACGCAAGGCCAAGGAAGAGGAGGAGAGGCGCAAGGCCGAGACAGCCCGCAAGCUGAGAGAGUUCCGGGAAAGAGAAGCCCGUGAACGUGCCCGGCGAGACAGAGAGGAGCGUGAGAGACGGGAGAGGAUCGAGCAAGACAUUCGCGAAAAGGAGGAACUCAAGCAGAAGCUGGAGAUUGAGCGACAGGAGAGGGAAAAGCUCCAACGCGAAAAGGAAAAGGCGGAGCAGGAGGCCAAGGAGGCCAAGGAGCGUGCCGAGAAGGCGGCCAAGGAACGCGAAGCCCAGGUCAACAAGGAGCGUGCAGACAAGGAGCGUGAGGAGGCGCGCAAGAAAGAGGCGGCUGAAGCUGCUGCCCGCAAGGCCCGCGUCGAGGCACAGCUCGAAGCCUUUCGGAAAGCCAAGAGGGAGCGUGAAGCUGCCGAGAAGGCCAAGAAGGAUCGUGAAGAAGCAGAGAAGAAGAAGGCGGAGGAGGAAGCUGCCCGCCAGGCCAAGGAGGAGGCGGAGCGCAUCGCAAGGGAAGAGGCGGAACGCAAGGCAGAGGCUGAACGAAAGGCAGAGAGGGAGAGAAGGGCAGAGGCCGAACGAAAGGCCGAAGCAGAGCGCAAGGCCAAAGAAGCAGCAGAGGAGGCCGCGAGAAACACUCGCAAGAGUGGCUCUUACGCCUUCUCGUCGGUCGGUGAGAAGACAAGUAUGUGGCCCAACGGCCGACCUCCCGCUCCCCCCACCUCCCCUUCCGUGGCUUCGUCGCAGCCGUCGAGACCUCCCCCGUCCGCCGCGUCGUCUGCUCCCCCAAGACCUCCCCCGUCUGCGUCUUCUUCUGCUCCCCCAAGACCCCCUCCAUCUGCCAGCUCUGUGCCACCAAGACCCGCGCCUUCUGCGACAUCCUCGAACUCGAGACCAGCGCCUUCGACAGCAUCCUCGAACACGGCGAGACAGCCCCCGAGGCCGUCAGCACGAACAGAGCGAACCGUCGACGAAGAGCAAUACUCGUACCGGCCAUACGAUAAGCCGAAGCACAAGCCGGCAUCUUCCAUCGGCUCCGAGUCAUCAUGGGCCCCGUCGGCCACGACUACGCGAACGACACCACCGCCUAGCAUGCGCGCUCCGUACACGACGAAAGACCCCGACAAGAUCGUUAUCAGGGCGGUCUAUCUGUUCAUGAAUCAGUUUGCCAAGACCCCAGCCAGCCAGCUCGUAUCGGGGUUUGGCACAGUGACAGAUGGACUUAUCCUGCGGAUAACGACCGAAGGCCUCUUCAUCGACGACGAUGUCCGCGGCGUCCCGCAGCGCGAGUGGGACGUCAAGGCCUGGACGUUAAAGCUGGUCGAGGUAUGGUGCCCCCCGCACUGCUUGAAUUCCGCUGCUGCUGCUUCUACCCCGUCGAAUUCUGCAAACCAUCCCUCUGGCUUGUUUCAAAAAAUGGCGAAUCAGCGAGCGCGGACGGCGGAUAGAGGCGCCACCAAAAUGCUCACGGGAGACGAAGCUGAUGCCUACCUGACCGAAAUGUUGCGUGCUUGCAAGAAUUGCUGCCGUCUUGGCUUGUGCGACACGAAGUUCAAAGAUACUAACAUCCCAUCUUCGACCGGGCAGACUGGGGAGUGGAGACACAAGAGCCUCCAUGUCCUGCGCGCAACUAUCCGAGAUCAAGAAGGCAAGCGUUACAUGUUUGUCCUGGACGAAGAGGAGGCCUGGAAGGUUGCCGUCGGCGUGCAGAGGCUGCGCAAGGGCACCCAGGUGCGCUCGCUGGGCGUCAGCGGCAUGUCUGCGUCCGAUGCCAGAGGCACACUCGAGACCCUCGGCUGGGGUUAA